AUUGUUGUCGAUCCAUUCUCCACCCUUCUCUCUCUAAACUCCUUUAUAGGAGUUCACCCUUCGCCCCCUUUCUCUCUUUCUCCACAUCGCAAGUCUCCCACAUCAGAAUCCCCUCCUCCCCUACCUUUCCUCUUGCUACUGCGAGUCUGUGCACAAGCAGCAGCAGGGGUUGCUAAACUAAGAAGCCACUGGCGUGCUGCUGCUGCCGUCUGAUCAUGGAGUUGGUCCAGUAAUCACUGCUCCAGAAUUGAAGCUGGUCUCAUUACUCUCCUCUCGCUGCAACAAUCUUCUACUUGGUAGAGAGACACGGCCACUGCGAGGCACAUGGAGGACGGCAUGGGUGACCUGUUCGAUCACAUUGAAGACUUGCUCGAUUUCCCCGACGACGUGCUGGGGCUGGCGGAGCCCUGCGGCCACAACGGGGGUCUUCUUCUACCUUCCCUUCCUGUGCCCGCUGCCAACGGGCUUCCAGGUGGCGUUGGAGACGACGCGCUCCACGGCUUCACCACCCGAAGCAACAACAAGUUCAGCGGGGAGGAGCACAAACUCGGCUCAUGUGAUGAGCUUGACAUCGUGCAGCUUGAAUGGAUGUCCAAAUUCCUCGACGACUCUGAUUCCUUCUCCCUCGACCUCCCGAGCUGCGACGGCAUCAACAACAAUGCCAAUGGCGAAGACAACGGUGUCCAAACAAAAGCCAGAGGCCACCACUCUUUCUUCCGCACCUCCAGCCCGGUCUCCGUCCUUGAAGCGGACACCAUGGGCGGCGGAGGCGGCGGCGACUCCUACUCCUCUUCCUCUUCCUCUUCCUCGACUUCGGCUUCGUACUCUAACCGCGGCAACGAUACAACAAUACUGCUUCCUCCUCUCAGUCCGCCGGAGCCGCCUUCGGUUUUGGUGGUUCCCGCCCGCGCACGCAGCAAGCGCCCGCGUCCUGCCACCUUCUCGCCUCGUCACCACGUCGCCGCCCCCUACCUGCCACCAUCCUCAGACGCGGUCCCCGUCCCCAACCCGCUCUCCGCAGCCACCUCCUCAGACCCCGAGAGCAUCGGCGAGACCUGCCCCGCGCCUCCUCCCCCGAAGAAGAAGAAGAGCAAGAAGAAGAGCCCGGCCACGGCCGCGACCGCCGACGGCGAGGAAUCGGGGCCGCCUCCCCCGGUGAGGAAGUGCAUGCACUGCGAGAUACAGAAGACCCCGCAGUGGAGAGCCGGCCCAAUGGGGCCCAAGACUCUCUGCAACGCCUGCGGCGUCCGGUACAAGUCCGGGCGGCUCUUCCCGGAGUACCGCCCCGCCGCCAGUCCCACCUUCGUCCCAUCCAUCCACUCCAACUCCCACAAGAAGGUGGUCGAAAUGCGCAUCAAUGCGAGCCAGAAGUGCGCCACCGAGGGCGCUGCCACAUCCUCCUCCUCCGACGGCUGCGAUCUCCUCGAGUACAUUCGCCGGCGGGAGUGAGAAGACGAAGACGAAGUCGAAGGAGAAUAAACAUGUUUGGCGUUCCUUGUGUUCCCCUGUUUUAGAAGUCAACCUGGUGGUUUCUGAUAUCACUCAUGUUGUUAUCUUUCCCCUUAAAAUUUUGUACAGAGGAGCGAGAGGAGGAGGAGGAGGAGGCUGGGGAGGGGAAAGAUACAAAGUUUAGAGAAGCCAUAGGCAAACUACUAUAGGUAGGAUGUAGUCUACAGAGAAGAAAAUGCAAGACAAUUAGUUGUUUUGUUAGAUUCCAAGAGAGAGAGAGAGAGAGAGAGAGGUGGCUACUGAUGGGGAGUCUAGUUUGAUUGUUGGAGCUUGGUGUAUUGAAUACAUUUUGCAGUUGCAGUUUAUUGAUUGAUGUUUA
Messenger RNA from Musa acuminata AAA Group (dessert banana), 1828 nucleotides. RefSeq names its product GATA transcription factor 8-like. NCBI's taxonomy places the organism in Eukaryota, Viridiplantae, Streptophyta, Magnoliopsida, Zingiberales, Musaceae. The coding region runs from base 325 to 1449 and encodes 374 amino acids. The transcript is spliced from 3 exons. Gene Ontology annotation, biological process: regulation of DNA-templated transcription; cell differentiation. Gene Ontology annotation, molecular function: sequence-specific DNA binding; zinc ion binding. Gene Ontology annotation, cellular component: nucleus. The record is from RefSeq and is a predicted model, not a curated record.